UGCCUUGUUGCUUAUAUUAAAAAAGCAAGAAAAAAAAAAGAAAAAAUUGAUCAAUUGAUUUAAUUGAGAUUAAUUAUUACUAUUAUAUAUAUACACACACACACACAAGCAAGAACGAGAAAUAAAAUAAAUUGAACGAGCUUGUUUCUUUGAUAUGAAUGUCACCAGUAGACCCUUCCAGUUCUCACCAGAGACACCCUUUGGUCUUCACCUCUACCCGAUCUUUGAAAAGAUUUAUGAAGCCGGAGUAGGAAAGCCGGCAUCUGAUUUCAGGUUUACUUCUGGAGUCACUCAAUUCUCAACCACAACUGAAGUGGUCGUGACAUGCUUGACAUACUACGCUGUCAUUUUUGGUGGUCGUUACCUGAUGACCAAUGUUCCAGCCUUCCGGCUCAGUACCCUCUUCCAGAUCCACAAUGCCCUCCUGACCCUGGUUUCAGGAUCCCUACUGGCCCUGAUGGUCGAACAAAUCUUCCCAAAGAUCUAUCGUCACGGUUUGUUCUACUCUGUCUGUGCCGAAGAAGCCUGGACUCAGCCUCUAGAACUGCUCUACUAUCUCAAUUAUCUUGUCAAGUACUGGGAAUUGGCAGAUACUUUGUUUAUGGUUGCCAAGAAGAAGAAACUUGAGUUCCUCCAUUAUUUCCACCAUAGUAUGACAAUGGUACUUUGUUACGUCCAACUAGAAGGCAGGACUUCAGUGUCGUGGGUCCCAAUCGUUCUCAAUUUGACUGUCCACGUAUUGAUGUACUACUAUUACUUCCGUACUGCAUCUGGAGUCAGGAUCUGGUGGAAAAAAUACUUGACCACGAUGCAGAUCACUCAGUUUAUCAUUGAUCUGUUUGUGAUCUACUUUUGCACUUAUGUUCUCUUGGCCGGCCACCAUCUGCCAAGCAUCUCAAAUCUGGGAACCUGCGCAGGCACCGAUGCAUCGGCUCUCUUUGGCUGUGGACUCUUGACCUCAUACCUCUUCCUCUUCAUCAGCUUCUACAAGGCCACAUACAAGCAAAAAGCAGCCGCAAACACGGGUGGUGCCCAACAACAACAACAGCAGCAGCAGCAGCCAGCCUCAAAGAUUACUGAACAGCAGCAAUUGCCAAAGAGUAAAAAGAUCUUUUAAAAAAAAUAAUAUUUUAAAGUGUUUCCAUUUCAAAUUCUUGUGUGUGAAAAUAUAAAUCACCAAAAAAGAAACACUAUAUAGUACAUUACACCACAAACAAACUAUAUUACACUUCACUUCACUUACAUCCCACUACAGUCACAUAUCAAUACACAUCUUCCUCACCACAAAUACCACCAGUAUCACAAUAUACACCUCUUUGUUCUUUAUCUUGACAAACC
Phycomyces blakesleeanus NRRL 1555(-) is the source of this 1338-nucleotide messenger RNA. RefSeq lists its product as hypothetical. The transcript has 4 exons. Bases 155 to 1117 code for a protein of 320 amino acids. The record is from RefSeq and is a predicted model, not a curated record. Gene Ontology annotation, biological process: sphingolipid biosynthetic process; fatty acid elongation, saturated fatty acid; fatty acid elongation, polyunsaturated fatty acid. Gene Ontology annotation, molecular function: fatty acid elongase activity. Gene Ontology annotation, cellular component: endoplasmic reticulum membrane. NCBI's taxonomy places the organism in Eukaryota, Fungi, Mucoromycota, Mucoromycetes, Mucorales, Phycomycetaceae.